UAUCGGCCUCGUUAUCGAAAGCGGCUUCCAAUUGCUCGGAAAUUCUCAGCUAUAUGGGGGACUUUGAUGGUGAGCAAAAAGAAUUGAUCAAGAAAUUGGUAAACUUUCGCAUGAUCGAUGGUAAAAGAACGAGAGUUCGUGCUAUUGUUUAUAAAACUUUUCACCGCCUAGCUCGAACUGAACGCGAUGUAAUAAAACUUAUGGUUGACGCCGUAGAUAAUAUAAAGCCAAUAUGCGAAGUGGUCAAAGUAGGAGUCGCAGGUACUAUUUAUGAUGUUCCUGGGAUUGUAGCCAGGGAUCGUCAACAAACCUUAGCUAUUCGUUGGAUCCUUGGAGCAGCUUUCAAACGACGUAUAAGCUACAGGAUAAGCUUAGAGAAAUGUUCAUUUGCUGAGAUACUGGAUGCUUACCGAAAGAGGGGAAUUUCACGUAAGAGAAGGGAGAAUCUUCAUGGACUGGCUUCCACCAAUCGGAGUUUCGCGCAUUUCAGAUGGUGGUAAAGUGAUACCACAUAAGGAGCUCUUCCUCAUUCAGUCAUACUCAACAAAAGUAAGAAAUGUUUGACCCGGAUCCUUUUUUCAUCUUCAUAUAGAAAGAAAAUCGGCCUUCCUCAUACUCCCCCCUUCAUUCAUAGAGUUGGAGGAAUCCACAAGAGG
This is a messenger RNA of Triticum dicoccoides, 656 nucleotides long. RefSeq names its product ribosomal protein S7, mitochondrial. Gene Ontology annotation, biological process: translation. The coding region runs from base 54 to 500 and encodes 148 amino acids. Gene Ontology annotation, molecular function: rRNA binding; structural constituent of ribosome. Gene Ontology annotation, cellular component: mitochondrial small ribosomal subunit. NCBI's taxonomy places the organism in Eukaryota, Viridiplantae, Streptophyta, Magnoliopsida, Poales, Poaceae. The transcript has a single exon. The record is from RefSeq and is a predicted model, not a curated record.